GAGCGGGAUUAUAAACCUGAGGGAUUAAAAGUAAAAUUCAUUGAUUCUUUACCUGCAGUUCACUGCWUUAACACAGAUUCAAAUAUAUAUUUUUGUCUGCCAUAAAACUUUUAUAAAACUAAUAAAAAGUUCAGAUUUGUCCUUUAAUAUGCAAAACUAACGAGUAAGUUGAGGGAAAACGCUGCGGAGUGAGGCAACUUCUCAGAGCCAAUAGCAUGUCAGGUCCGGGUUAGGCCACGCCCACCUGCUCCUACCUGUUCGGCUGUUCCUGGACUCAACACGAUGAGUUUACCGGAUUAUAAAUCCACAGAGAAACAGGCUUCUGUCGCAGCUUUGCCCUCUCAUGUGGUCCAGUUAAACGUCGGGGGUCACCUGUUCAGCACCACCCUCAGCACCCUCAGGAAGCCCCCAGACUCCCGGCUGGCGGAGAUGUUCGGCGGGCAGCCCAAGCUCCGCCCCGACUCCCAGGGACGCUUCUUCAUCGACCGCGACGGCUCCCACUUCGGCCCGGUGCUGGAGUUCCUGCGAUCGGAGAGGCUGCCCACGGAGAACGUCCAGGAGGUGUACAAGGAGGCGGUCCACUACAACAUCAAACCUCUGAUCAAACGUCUGGAGGAGGCGCCUCAGAUGUUUGGAGAGCUGGUGGGGAGGCAGCAGUUCCUCUCCAGAGUCCCACACUACAAGGAGAACAUCGAGGUUCUGAUCCGUGUGGCCAAAGCCGAGGCCAUCGCCGCCCGCCGCUCCACCAUCCUGAUCUGCGUGCUGCGCAGCGAGGAGGACCUGAGCCUCUACAGCAGCGCCAUCAACAGCCUGGAGGCGGACAAGGAGUCGGUGGUGACGUUCGGGCCGUGGAAGGCCGCGCCGUCGGUCGGAGACCUGCUGGACUGCGUGAAGAUGGACAUCGAGAGCCACGGCUACCGGGUGAGCRUCCAGCCCCACGUGGCCGAGCGGAGCUUCCUGUCCAAAAGCUACGACUUCUUCUACAAACUCACCUUCACCUGGUGGUGACGAGACGUGGCUGACUGGAGAAACAAAAACCUGAAACUAAUGAUUCUGUGGUUUGAAGUGGUGCACUUUAUAAAUCUAUAAAAACAAA
Molecule: messenger RNA, 1096 nt
Organism: Austrofundulus limnaeus
Lineage: Eukaryota; Metazoa; Chordata; Actinopteri; Cyprinodontiformes; Rivulidae
Gene: kctd14
Product: potassium channel tetramerization domain containing 14
Exons: 4
Coding region: 283-1008 (241 amino acids)
Biological process (GO): protein homooligomerization
Molecular function (GO): protein binding
Source: RefSeq, a predicted model, not a curated record